AUGCGAUUCUUUAAUGUUAUUACCCUUUUUACGGCCGCAGCGUCGGCUGCAACCCUCGAGGCUCGUGAAGAGGCAGAACUAGCCUCCCAGGGAUGCGGGAGCGGGGAGGUGCCCGACGAGUUUCUUCAACUAGUUGCGGAGCUGAGUGCCAAGAAGUCUCACUCUGUUCGUAGUGUGAAGAAGAGGAAGAAGUGUUCUAGGCGCCCUACUACUAGCCUUGCAAGUGUUCCAAGUGCUUCCGGUACCCCGAGUGCAUCCGGUACUCCAAGUGCUUCUGGUGCUUCUAGUGCUUCUGAUGCUCCGAGCACUCCAAGUAUUUCUGAUGCUUUUAGUACUCCAAGUGCUUCUGGUACCCCGGGUGCUUCAGGUAUUUCUGGUGCUUCUGGUACUCCGAGUGCUUCAAGUGCUUCAAGUGCGUCUGAUAUUUACAGCACCCCAAGCGCUUCUGAUGCUUCUACCACUCGAAUUGCUUCCAGCACUUCAAGUGCUUCGAGUACACCAAGUCCUUCCGGUGUUCCAAGUCCGUCUCCCCGGGAGAUCAACGUUUACAUCCAUGUGAUAUCUCCCAACGCCACUGAGGACUAUGUCACGGACGGCGGAAUCGAGAGACAGUUCGACAUGCUCAGGGACGAAUUUGCCCAGCACAACUUCACCCUGAAGCUCGGCGGAAGCGAGCGAAUCAGGAACGAGAGAUGGUCCAUGGCCCUCGACAGGAAUGUGUUCAAGAAGAAGUUCCGCAAGGGUAAAUAUACGGAUCUCAACGUCUGGAUCCUGAAAAACCUCAACGCCACGGGCGUCAAUGGCCGCGGCACUCUGCCAAAUAAGAACCACCCCGAGACCUCGAGCAACUUUAUAGAGGACGGCAUCGAGAUCCAAAGGAGCACCAUACCAAACAAAGAUGAUGGAGAUAAGUCCAAGGGCAAGGUGGGCGUCCACGAGAUGGGUCACUGGCUUGGUCUACUGCACACCUUCCAGGGAGGCUGCACCGGCAACGGUGACUUGGUGGCCGAUACUCCAGCCCAGAGCGGACAUGCGUUGUUGAGCUGCAAGACUCGUUAUAGCUGCCCUGGUGUCGGACCUGACCUGACCAACAAUCAUAUGAACUACAGCCCCGCGCAAUGUAGGACGUCAUUUACACCAGGCCAGGUUCAGCGAAUGCAAACCAUGUGGGAGGUUCGGACCAAGUAA
Messenger RNA from Clonostachys byssicola, 1188 nucleotides. The record is from the annotation of a GenBank genome assembly. NCBI's taxonomy places the organism in Eukaryota, Fungi, Ascomycota, Sordariomycetes, Hypocreales, Bionectriaceae.